AUGUCUGAAAUUACAUUAGGUCGUUACUUGUUCGAAAGAUUAAAGCAAGUCGAAGUUCAAACCAUCUUUGGUCUACCAGGUGAUUUCAACUUGUCCCUAUUGGACAAUAUCUACGAAGUCCCAGGUAUGAGAUGGGCUGGUAAUGCCAACGAAUUGAACGCUGCUUACGCUGCUGAUGGUUACGCCAGAUUAAAGGGUAUGUCCUGUAUCAUCACCACCUUCGGUGUCGGUGAAUUGUCUGCUUUGAACGGUAUUGCCGGUUCUUACGCUGAACACGUUGGUGUCUUGCACGUUGUCGGUGUUCCAUCCGUCUCUUCUCAAGCUAAGCAAUUGUUGUUGCACCACACCUUGGGUAACGGUGACUUCACUGUUUUCCACAGAAUGUCCUCCAACAUUUCUGAAACCACUGCUAUGAUCACCGAUAUCAACACUGCCCCAGCUGAAAUCGACAGAUGUAUCAGAACCACUUACGUUUCCCAAAGACCAGUCUACUUGGGUUUGCCAGCUAACUUGGUCGACUUGACUGUCCCAGCUUCUUUGUUGGACACUCCAAUUGAUUUGAGCUUGAAGCCAAAUGACCCAGAAGCCGAAGAAGAAGUCAUCGAAAACGUCUUGCAACUGAUCAAGGAAGCUAAGAACCCAGUUAUCUUGGCUGAUGCUUGUUGUUCCAGACACGAUGCCAAGGCUGAGACCAAGAAGUUGAUCGACUUGACUCAAUUCCCAGCCUUCGUUACCCCAAUGGGUAAGGGUUCCAUUGACGAAAAGCACCCAAGAUUCGGUGGUGUCUACGUCGGUACCCUAUCUUCUCCAGCUGUCAAGGAAGCCGUUGAAUCUGCUGACUUGGUUCUAUCGGUCGGUGCUCUAUUGUCCGAUUUCAACACUGGUUCUUUCUCUUACUCUUACAAGACCAAGAACAUUGUCGAAUUCCACUCUGACUACACCAAGAUCAGAAGCGCUACCUUCCCAGGUGUCCAAAUGAAGUUCGCUUUACAAAAAUUGUUGACUAAGGUUGCCGAUGCUGCUAAGGGUUACAAGCCAGUUCCAGUUCCAUCUGAACCAGAACACAACGAAGCUGUCGCUGACUCCACUCCAUUGAAGCAAGAAUGGGUCUGGACUCAAGUCGGUGAAUUCUUGAGAGAAGGUGAUGUUGUUAUCACUGAAACCGGUACCUCUGCCUUCGGUAUCAACCAAACUCAUUUCCCAAACAACACAUACGGUAUCUCUCAAGUUUUAUGGGGUUCCAUUGGUUUCACCACUGGUGCUACCUUGGGUGCUGCCUUCGCUGCCGAAGAAAUUGAUCCAAAGAAGAGAGUUAUCUUAUUCAUUGGUGACGGUUCUUUGCAAUUGACUGUUCAAGAAAUCUCCACCAUGAUCAGAUGGGGCUUGAAGCCAUACUUGUUCGUAUUGAACAACGACGGUUACACCAUUGAAAGAUUGAUUCACGGUGAAACCGCUCAAUACAACUGUAUCCAAAACUGGCAACACUUGGAAUUAUUGCCAACUUUCGGUGCCAAGGACUACGAAGCUGUCAGAGUUUCCACCACUGGUGAAUGGAACAAGUUGACCACUGACGAAAAGUUCCAAGACAACACCAGAAUCAGAUUGAUCGAAGUUAUGUUGCCAACUAUGGAUGCUCCAUCUAACUUGGUUAAGCAAGCUCAAUUGACUGCUGCUACCAACGCUAAGAACUAA
This is a messenger RNA of Kluyveromyces lactis, 1692 nucleotides long. Its product is annotated as alpha-keto acid decarboxylase family protein. The coding region runs from base 1 to 1692 and encodes 563 amino acids. Gene Ontology annotation, molecular function: carboxy-lyase activity; magnesium ion binding; thiamine pyrophosphate binding. The record is from RefSeq and is a predicted model, not a curated record. The transcript has a single exon. NCBI's taxonomy places the organism in Eukaryota, Fungi, Ascomycota, Saccharomycetes, Saccharomycetales, Saccharomycetaceae.